Danio rerio (zebrafish) is the source of this 981-nucleotide messenger RNA. RefSeq names its product odorant receptor, family 41, subfamily A, member 1 (gene or41a1). Gene Ontology annotation, cellular component: plasma membrane; membrane. Gene Ontology annotation, molecular function: olfactory receptor activity; G protein-coupled receptor activity. Gene Ontology annotation, biological process: G protein-coupled receptor signaling pathway; signal transduction. The record is from RefSeq and is marked provisional. NCBI's taxonomy places the organism in Eukaryota, Metazoa, Chordata, Actinopteri, Cypriniformes, Danionidae.
AUGCAAAACGCCAUCAGUUCUGGUCAAAACAGCUCCAUCAUACAGCCUGCAGGAUUUUACAUUGUCGCAUUGAGUUCAGUGCCUUACAGUAAUGUCUAUGUCAUGUUCCUCACCGUGCUGUAUGUGAUCACAGUCAUAUGCAAUGUCUUUCUGAUCUCCAUUAUUGUCUAUGAUCAGCGUCUGCAUGUGCCAAAGUUCAUGGCUGUUGGUAAUCUGGCUGUGGUUGAUCUUAUUCUCAGCACUUCUCUGGUGCCUGGCAUGAUUAAGAUUUACAUCGUUCUUGACAAUUUUAUGCCGUUCAAGCUGUGUCUUGUGCAAAUGUACACUUACUAUACGUUUUUAAAAGUAGAGGCACUUUCCCUGUGUAUUCUCUCUUAUGACCGGUUCAUUGCCAUCUGUUUUCCUUUAAGACACGAAUCCAUAAACACAAACACCAGAAUGACUUAUAUUAUCUGUGUAAGCUGGUUCCUUUCUUUUAGUAUAUCACUAUACGGCACUUUAUCCAUCCCAGCUCUCUCAUUCUGUGGCUCUCUCCAGGUCAACAGCUAUUUUUGUGAUUACGCUCCUGUUUUAAGAGUUGCCUGCAGCGACACGGCAUCUCAGUUUAACUUUGGCACUGCCUCAAAUAUACUUUUUGUUAUUAUACCAUUUGCUUUUAUUUUCCUCACAUACGCGGGUAUACUGUAUGCUGUUUUCAGAAUGAAGAAUAACCAGAGCCGCUUUAAAGCACUGGCCACAUGCACUGAGCACCUCAUAUUAGUGGCCCUAUUCUUUUUUCCCAUUGUGAUUAUCUUCAGUCUUGGGUUAUUUGGGUAUAUUAUAAACUCUAACGUAAGAUCAGUGUGUUUAUCUAUGACAUCUCUCCUCACACCUUGUGUGAAUCCUAUCCUCUACUCACUGAAAACCAAGGAGAUUCGAAGCAGGGUGUAUUUUUUGUUACCGCAGAGACUCUCUGUUCAUCCUCUCAAAAGUGCACAAUAA